This is a messenger RNA of Zophobas morio, 2723 nucleotides long. RefSeq names its product lachesin-like. The record is from RefSeq and is a predicted model, not a curated record. NCBI's taxonomy places the organism in Eukaryota, Metazoa, Arthropoda, Insecta, Coleoptera, Tenebrionidae. The transcript is spliced from 9 exons. The coding region runs from base 345 to 1544 and encodes 399 amino acids. Gene Ontology annotation, cellular component: neuron projection.
CCGUUUCCGUGUUGUGCGAUAAUCCGGACCCCGGAGCGUCCCGGAGUCGCAGUGCACCGCUUUAGCGCGCUACACCUACAAUUACUGGUUUCUCAGCAGGAAAUUAUCCGGGCAAACUAGUCCGGUACGAUCAUCGCGGCCAGCAAAAACGCUCGAGUUUCUUCAGGUUUCGGGCUUCCGGAGAAAUCAGAAACCACUUGUUACUGUGGUAGAUUUAUGUGGAGAACUGUAACUGCAGACAAAAUUGUGAUAUACUGGGAGAUUUCGAUCGAUUGGUAUCGAAGUGCAUGGUGUCGGUGUGAGGGACCGGAUUUUUAGAAUGUAAGAAGGCUUCUAGGCGAGAAAUGGCGACAAAGGCUCCUUUUUGGAGAGGUUUUGGGCUUCUUCUAGUGCCCUUUACGUCGCUUAUGGUGACGUCUCAGCAGGCGUUUCAAGAGGACUGGUCGACUGCUAGGAUAUCAGAUGAACCCGAGUUUUUAGCUCCUAUACAUAAUUUAACAACUCCGGUGGGAAGAGAAGCUACACUUUCUUGUACAGUGAGCAACCUUGGAAAAUAUAAGGUGGCAUGGGUACGAGCCGAAGACCAAACAAUCUUGACCCUCCACACGAAAGUUGUAACUCACAAUUCUCGAAUCAGCGUGACGCACGACAACCUCCGAACGUGGCAGCUCCGGAUUCGCCAAUUGAAAGAGUCAGACCGCGGCUGUUACAUGUGUCAGAUCAACACCAGCAUCAUGAAAAUUCAACAGGGGUGUCUGGACGUUUACGUUCCCCCCGACAUAAUCAACGACGACACAAGCGGCGACCUCUCAGUAUCAGAGGGCGACAACGCAACCCUCUGGUGUCGGGCAACCGGUCAUCCAACACCUCGCAUAGCCUGGAGGCGAGAGGACGGCCAAUCCAUUAGCAUCCGGAAAGGACCUCGACACGACGAAAAAGUGGAAACGUACAAUGGAACAAACCUUCAAUUCUGGCGUUUGGAAAGAAAACAAAUGGGAGCCUACCUUUGUAUAGCAAGUAAUGACGUGCCACCAGCAGUCAGCAAAAGAAUUGCACUCAACGUAAACUUUGCUCCUGCCAUUACAGUGCCAAAUCAGCUGCUCGGAGCACCUCUGAACACAGACGUUCAACUAGAAUGUAACGUAGAGGCCUUUCCUAACACAAUCAACUACUGGAUGAAAAGUGAAGGCGAAAUAUUGUUAAAUGGGAGCAAGUAUACGAUAAAAGAAGAACGAAUCGGAUAUAAAGCCUAUAUGUUGCUAAUCAUUCGACUUUUCUCUACAAAUGACGUUGGAAAAUACAACUGUGUGUCGACUAAUUCGCUCGGCAAAGCUGAAGGCACCCUCAGAUUAUACGAAAUUAAAGUUGGACCAGGUGGACCUACCGAUAACCAUGUGAGCAUAGUAGGAGGUAAGCAAAUAAGUCUGGCAGAACCGGCUCGAGGGCAUCGUUCGAGGAGCAAUGAUGCAUUUUCUUCAGCAGUUCUAGCACGUCCAUUUUUUCUUGCCAUAAUAACGAUGUUGGUUCUGAGCAUUUUUCGGUGACGCAGUAACCAUUAGAUCGUUUGAGAAUCAAUGAAAAAUUACCUGCCUGUCAGAAAGGACAUUUGUGAACUUUCAAAACGAGUGUUUUAGUGCAGCGACAUUAACAAAAACUCAAUAACAUUAUAUCCAUCCAUCAUUUAAAAAACUGUGAAGAGCCUUUCAGGCUUCUUAAUACAUGUCAGUACGUACGAAUGGCGCUUUUCAAUUUGGAUCAAUCAUACCGCGAACUCUUUCCUUCCGAUAUUCUUACAGCGAGGACUUUAUAUAUUUCCAUAUUACAGUUGCUGGUAACAUUGAUUUGUUCUUUUUUGUGAGGCAGAGAUAUGGAUUUGUUGUAUUUUGGCUGUUUAUAUGACGCUAGGACAUUUUGAGAUAGAAAGUAAAUAUACAUUUGUUUAUUAUGUGAAAGACUUUAAUGACAUUAAUUAUGGAGGUGUGUGUCUACAUCGUCUGUUUGAACAACCGAUAUCAUGUUUAAUUAAUCAGUGGUAAUCAAAGGGAUGUUUUUGUCAUUAGAUACAUUUACCCUCUGCUUCCGUCACAAGAAAUACGAAGGGGAAACUAACCAUCAUCCACCUAAUUAAUUACCUUGGCAACAAUUAAGUGAUUCGUUCGAUAUUUCAUCAAAACAUCCCAUAGCGUCACUUAUAAAAAGUCUAAUUCAUAAGCUUAAAUUUAUAAACAACGUCGAAAACUAAUAUCUCAAAGUGUCCAUUUUAAAGAAGUACCAGUUGUUUUAUUUAAAAUUUGGUACUCCUUUAACAAAAACUUAAGUCAAUUUGUAAAAUUAGAAAUCCACAGUCCCAUUUUAAAAUUUCUAUUUUUUUAAAUAAUGUACUAUACUGUAAAUAUUGUGAAUGUAGGAUUAUAUUUAAGUAACAUUGUAUGGAUUUCGUAAAAGUUUGUAUAAAUCAACUGUAAAUAGUUAUGAACGAUAGAAACUGUAUUAAUUUGAUAUGGAACAUACUAAUUAGUUUAUGUAUAAUAUUAAAAUAACUCGCAAAUAAUACAUUUGUAAAAUUAAUAGAUUCCUGAAAUCGAAGUUAGUAAGUAUAGAUAUUAUGUAUUCAAAUGGUGCCAAAUCAAAAUGAAUAUAGGAUAAAUGUACGCAAAUAUAUGUAAAUUAUGUACGAAACUACUGUUUACUUUGCUCACCCUUAAUAAAUUUUCUUAUUUAAA